AGUCCCACUCAAUUUCAUAGGCUUCUUGGCUUUCUCUGUUUUAGUUUGCUUUUCUCCAUUAAUGGAGGUUAUUAAGUCUUCUUUAAUGAUAUUAGCUUUGCUCUUCCUGCACGGUGCCAUGGCGGAUUCAAAUUACAAUGGCGGGCUUCUUUAUUUCGAUUACUACAAAGAAUCAUGCCCACUUGCAGAGGAGAUUGUGAGGCGUAACGUCGAGGUUGCUGUACUUAAGGAACCUCGGAUGGCGGCUUCCCUGCUUCGCUUGCAUUUCCAUGAUUGCUUUGUCAUGGGUUGUGAUGCAUCAGUUCUCUUGGACAGCUAUGGAGACAUACAAAGUGAGAAGCAAGCAGGGCCCAACCUCAAUUCAGCAAGAGGAUUUGAGGUCAUUGAUGAGAUUAAGGCCAUCUUGGAACAUGCAUGUCCUUGUACUGUUUCUUGUGCUGAUAUUCUUGCUCUCAUUGCUCGCGAUGCCGUUGAAUUGAGAGGUGGCCCAAGGUGGGAAGUAGGGCUAGGGAGGAAGGAUUCUCUGAAAGCAAGCUUUAAUGGUGCCAACCAGUUCAUACCAGCACCUAAUUCUUCCUUAGACACUCUCAUCGCAAGUUUUCAAGCACAAGGUCUUGACAUCUGGGACUUGGUUGCUCUUUCAGGUAGUCAUACAAUUGGAAAAUCGCGAUGUACAAGUUUCCGGCAGAGGAUCUAUAACAAUAUGGAGGAAGAGUAUGAUUAUUACAAGAGAUAUAAGAUCUUCAAUGGAAUGUUAAGAUCCUUUUGUCCUAGAUCAAGGAGAGACGAUGCAGUAGUACCACUUGAUUUCAUUACUUCGGCGAGAUUCGACAACAAAUACUAUAUCAAUCUUCUUCAAGGAAAAGGGUUGUUAGGAAGUGACAAUGUACUAAUAACUCAAGACCAUGAAGGCCACAUAGUGAAGCAAGUGUGGUCGUUUGCCUCUGAUCAACGACUAUUCUUCAAGUCAUUUGUGAAGUCAAUGAUUAAGAUGGGAAGCAUCAAUGUGCUCACCGGAGAGCAGGGAGAGAUCCGGCGGAAUUGCCGGUUUGUGAACUCUGCAACUCCCUCCAAAUAGGAGACACCUUAGGAGAUUGUGUUAAUACCUAGUAAGCUAUAAGGAUAUAAACCUAAUCUUGAUGUAUUUCCAUUUAUCAUCUUCGUAGAAAAGCAAUAUAAUCCCAUAAUACUCCUUGCUAUAAUUUUAGGAUUUGAACAAGUGAAUUGAAUCUGUGAAUUGAAAUAUUGAAUCGGUUCUAAGGUGGCGUUUGUCAUCA
Messenger RNA from Macadamia integrifolia, 1277 nucleotides. RefSeq names its product peroxidase 20-like. Gene Ontology annotation, molecular function: heme binding; peroxidase activity. The record is from RefSeq and is a predicted model, not a curated record. The coding region runs from base 62 to 1078 and encodes 338 amino acids. Gene Ontology annotation, biological process: hydrogen peroxide catabolic process; response to oxidative stress. The transcript is spliced from 4 exons. Lineage: Eukaryota; Viridiplantae; Streptophyta; Magnoliopsida; Proteales; Proteaceae.